Diabrotica virgifera virgifera (western corn rootworm) is the source of this 11228-nucleotide messenger RNA. Its product is annotated as SREBP regulating gene protein. Gene Ontology annotation, biological process: positive regulation of SREBP signaling pathway. The coding region runs from base 268 to 873 and encodes 201 amino acids. Lineage: Eukaryota; Metazoa; Arthropoda; Insecta; Coleoptera; Chrysomelidae. The record is from RefSeq and is a predicted model, not a curated record. The transcript has a single exon.
UAUAUAAUAUAUCAUUCUUGUUUAGUCUAGAAAUAGUUAAUAUUCUCGUCUCAUUCGAUUUUGCGGAAAUUAAAAGUUAUUACAAGAAAGAAAAAAAUAUGAUACGCCUAUGAGACUGUCAAUGAACUGUCAUCAAAGAGAGGUUAAUGUUUGACAUGUUACUGUGUAUCAGAAAUGCAAGAGACCACAGAAAAAAAAUUAUGAAAUUAGUAGAUGAAAUGAAGAGGAGUCCUAAUUUCAAUAAUUAAAAUGUUAUGAUAAGAUAAAAUGUGGUAUAGCGCAAUUUUUCGUUUUGUACGACGAAGAAUCUUCCUAGGACUCCUCCUCUUUCUAUCUUUCAGUUAUUGCCUUAUUAGCUAUGUAGGAAAAACAGAUUUUCUCAACAAUGAUGAUGUAAUGGUGGUUAAAAGGACCCAGCCCUUCAUUUGGAGGAGUCUCCAACAACACAAUUCCAGCAGCGAUGAGACUAAUUGUAGGAAUUCGGUACAAGGAAAGGUGUUACUAGUAGACGAUAGGGGGUAUGUGUGCCCCAGAAAUGAAGUUCUCCAAAAUGGGUGCUGCAAUGAACAGUCGCCAGGUGUAGUGCAGUAUUUAUGUGAAACUUGCAAACCUAACAAUUGUUGUACAAUUUACGAACAUUGCAUUUCGUGUUGUUUGCAACCUGAUAAGAAAGAAGUGCUGGAGAAUGUUUUAGGGAAAGCCUCGGAGCAGAAUAGUGUUCUAUUCGCUUCUGUUGCGGAUCAUUUUGAGCUAUGUUUAGCUAAAUGUCGUACCAAUUCGCAGAGUGUACAGCAUGAGAAUUCUUAUAGAGAUCCUAAGGCGAAGCAUUGCUUUGGCGAAGUUGCUCCUGUUAAUGUAGAUAAUGAAGUAUGAGGGUUAACAUAUUUUACACCCUUUAAAACACAACAGAAAGUUUAUUCCAUGAAUAUACGAUUGUUUUAAAUUUAACACAUUGACUGCCAUUAUAUUAAAAAAAAUGUCCUAAUGGCCAUGAGGCUCAUGUUUCUAUGCUAACAAGAUAAAUAUGCUGUGCCAUGCAACUGUUAUCGAAAACAAGGCAGUAAAUGUGUUAAAUGGUCCAAUGUGCUAGAUUGUACAAUAGUAAAUUCUCCCAAUUUUUAAAAUACAGCUGUAGUGGAAUAGUUAGUGGAAUAUUCACUUAGUAGUACAAAAACAAAACAAAAUUACGAAUUCUCUUAUUGUCCUAAUCUCCUAAAACCAUUAUUCAACCAUUGCAUUUUCACAGCCAUAAUGUCAUUGCUAUCUUCAUUCCAAUGGUAAAUUAUAAGAGGAUUAGCACCAUUCUUCAAUUAAGUCUUCACAUUUUUUUCCCAAUUUUGAGGAUUGGCAAUAUCCAAUUUGUUGCCAUGUUUCCAAGACUGCCUCACACUGUAACUUGUAUCCAAUAGGGUUAUCGUAAUAUGUUUUGUAUACCCCCCAGAUACAGGGUGAUUGAUUAGUAGGGUAAAGCUCAAUAGCUCCGCUAUAGUAAUAGAUAGCAAUAAAAGUUAAUAACAAAAAUAUUAGCCACCUUUGAGCUUCACAUUACAAAAUUAGUUGAAUGUUACAGGGUGUUCGAUAACACAGUGGCAGACCAAACUUAUGUUUUUUUAAAUGGAACACCCUAUAUUUUAUUUUAAAUUCAAAAUCCUGUUAACUUCUCCAUCACAAAAAUAUAAAGGUUUGUUAUGUUAUACAGGGUAUUUACAAAGUUAUAACCAAUUUUAUAUGAAAAUCGUAACAAGUUCAACUUCCUGUAUAAAUAAAAAUAAGCAAAACAACAAUGGUUUAUUAAUGCCAUCUUUUUUAACGUAUUGUCAAAAUUUUCAAGAAUGGUCGAUAUUGCUAAUUUUCUUUAUAUCAAAUACAGGGUGAGUCAAAACGCAAGUACAUUAUUUUCUCAGUAAUUUUAAAUGGAACACCCUGUAUUUUAUAUCACUAUUGAAAAGUACCAUUACCGUACUUUAAUUUUUAGAUAACAUUCCCUAUGUCUAAAUUUAUUAGUUUUCGAGAUAUUUUCAUUUUUCAAUGGACCAGUAGCGUGGCCACCCAAAUCACCAGAAUUUAAUAAACUGGACUGAUUUUUUUGGGGUUACGUUAAUAAUGAAGUUUAUAAAAUACCUCAAACAACAAGGGAUGAGAUGAAAAAUAGAAUACAAAGUGUAUUUCGAUGUGUUAAUUUACAAAUGCUCCGUAGAGUAAGUAGCUCAUUCAAUGAUCGUUUUUAGGCGUACAUAAAUGUGUUAGGAGAUAAUUUUGAACAAAUUAUGUAAUUAAAUAUUAAAAAUAUUUUAUUAAAAGUAGCUUCUAAUUUUUUCAAACAUGUUUUUUUGCAAAAUGUAUUACUGAUAAAUUAUGUUUCGUUCUUUAUUUGUUACAUUGUUACAUUUACAUACAAAAGUAGUGUUUAAUUGUCUUCACAAAAUAUUGUAUUUUGUGUUUGUGUGUUUUUUUGUAAAAUUUAUUACUAAAUUUCUUUGUUUAUUUGUUGCAUUUACAUAAAAAGAUAGUUUUUAAUUGUUUCAAAAAUGUUGAAUGUAGUGGUUGUGUUUUUGUUUGUAAAAUGUAUUACUAAUAAAUUAUUUUUAUUUCUUUAUUUGCUACAGUGUUACAUUGAUUACCGGAUUGAUAAUCGGUAAUCUUCAAUUGUCAAUUCAGUCAUGGCUUACUUAAAAUUUAGAUAAAUUUAAACACCUAAAAUAAUUUGCUCUGAAAAAUGAAUAUAUCUCGGAAACUAAUAAAUUUGGGCAUAGGGAAUGUUAUAUAAAAAUUAAAGUACAUUAAUGUUACUUUUCAAUAAUGAUAUAAAAUACAGGGUGUUCCAUUUAACAUUACUGAGAAAAUAAUGUACUUGCGUUUUGACUCACCCUGUAUUUGAUAUAAAGGAAAUUAGCAAUAUCAAUAAUUCUUAAAAAUUUUGACAAUAAAUAAAACAAUAUGGCAUUAAUAAACCAUGGCUGUUUUGCUUAUUUUUAUUUAUACAGGGAGUUGAACUUGUUACGAUUUUCAUACAAAAUUUAUUUAUUUAUUUACGGGUUUCCACAAUUUCAUAAAAAAUAUACACAUAUAAACAAUAAGUAGAAGUAAAAGUAGUAGUAUUAAAGUCCAGUAAAACAGUAAAAAAAACAAAGAAUAAAAUUAAAUGAAUUAAAUGAAAGUGUGACAGCAUAAAACUGUAGUAAGUACAUUACAAUAAAACUAAAUUUAACAUACACACAAUCCACGUUAUGCAGUGACAAUACAUAAUAAUAAUAUAAUAUAAACCGACAUUAAUCAACUAACUACAGACAAUAAAAAGUCAAUAAAUUACAUAAUACAAAAGCAAUGUCCAUGGCAAAAAUUAACAAAUCUACUGAAAAUAUAAUAUUAAACAUUAAACAUAAGUGCAGACCGGAAAAAUUGAUUUUAGUCGGUUUUUAAAUACUCUACUGGAAGAAGAGAAUAAAUCGAUGUCCAAAUCAUUCAGGCGACUCAAAGUUCUAUCUAUUGGUGAGUUAAGACCAUAGUUUGUUGAAUGAUGAGGUACAUGGAACAAGUUAUUAUUUCUCAGAUCAUGGUUUGGAAUAUUAAAGUUUAUUAAUUUUAAUAAAUCAGGGCAAUUGAUUUCACUAUUUAAUAGUUUAUAAAUAAAAGCUAGAUCAUUUAUAAUUCUACGGUCUUUUAAGGAGUGCACAUUGAGAUCACUACGGAUGAUGGUAUAGUUGUGGUUUAGUUCAGUAACAUUAUAUCCCAAUCUGUACGCUGCAAAUCUUAAAAACUUAUUUUGAACUCUCGAGACAACCAACAUAAACAUUAUAAAAUGGUGACCAGACAAUAGAGGAGAAUUCCAAUAUAGAUAUAACCAAUGAUGAGUAAACAGCCUUUAUCGUAUUAAGGGAAAGAUCAGCACAACUGUGAAGUAUAUAACCCAAUACUUUUGAAGCCUUUGCUGUCACAUAGUUAAUGUGAUCCACAAACGUUAAGUUCUCAUCGAAUAUUACUCCUAAAUCCUUUACUGUUUUAACAUAAGAGAGCGCUUUACUGUUGAUGACAUAUGAUGAUUGAUAUUUUUUUGCAACUUUGUGGAAGCUAAUGAAAUGACAUUUAUUAACGUUUAAAAAGAGUCUGUUUUUGUUACACCACUCAACUAAAUUAUUGAGAUCGUUUUGAAGGAGACUACAAUCGUCAUGAUCUUUGAUAGAUCUGUACAUCUUUAAAUCAUCAGCAAAUAGCAAGUACUUAGAGUGAUUAAAACAUUCACCUGUCGUUAAUAGAUUGAACAGAAGGGGCGAGCAAUGAGCACCUUGUGGAACUCCAGAUUUUAUUUGUAUUGCAUCUGACAUAAAUAAACCCAGUUUGACUUUUUGUGUGUUCCAUUUAAAAAAACAUAAGUUAGGUCUGCCACUGUGUUAUCGAACAUCCUGUAACAUUCUAACUAAUUUUGUAAUGUGAAGCUCAAAGGUGGCUAAAAUUUUUGUUAUUAACUUUUAUUGCUAUCUAUUACUAUAGCGGAGCUAUUGAGCUUUACCCUACUAAUCAAUCACCCUGUAUAUUCAAUUGGAUUGAAUUGGCAAUGAUAAAGCAGUAGUCUUAACACACAAUGUCCAAAGCUAUGUAUAAUCUGGUCUACUAUAUAGAUGUUUGGUUGUGCAUGACUUUUAGCUAACAUUAGUAAUUGAGGAUUAAAACAAUACUGAAGAAAUGUAAUAGUUUCAUUCGUCAACCAUUCUGUUUUAUUUUAUCUGAGGUACAGGCAUCUGUUGGUUGCUUAUUAAAAAUGUUCAAAUGGUACAGAGCAUUAUCCAGUAUUAUAAUAUAUAAUUCACAUAAACUUUGCAAUAGUUUUUCCAUCAACCAUUUCACAAAUAUCUCUGUAUUCAUAUAUUGUCAUGGUAAUGUACUGAUUUCGAUGAAAACGCAAGAUCGGCUCCAUCAAUAAAACCAUGUUUUCCACAUGCAUGCAAUAUAUGUCUCUUUUGGCAACAUUUUGUUCACUUUUUGCUUCUUGCAAAAUUGACUUUAGUUUUGUGUUACUAAUACCAUCACACACAUGCUUAUGAACAGAUAAAACUGGUACCAAAAGUACCCCCAUUGAGUUUCUCAGUAGUAAAAUAAGCAUGUAGAUUAAAUUUAAAUGUAUCUACAUAUAAAACACAUCUCCCACAUAACAAUGAUGUUCGCAUCAUGUUCUAAACAUAUACUACCAACAUUCGUCGGAGUAUACUCUUUUUAGUAUAUGUGUAGUACAAGCAUAGCAUCUACCUUAAAAAACAUUCUAAAUUUCAUGUUUUUUGCAUAUACUUCAAAGUAUAUUCUCGUACCGAAUAUACUAAGUAUAUUCGUGUACGUAGGAUCUCGGAAUAUUCGUAAAAGUUUAUUCUUAGAAUAUACCUUUAUCGAAUAUUCUUAACACAUACUUAUAAGUACAUUCUUAACACAUACUUAUAAGUAGAUACUUUUAAAAUAUCUUAAAAAUAAUUUGUAUGUAUAGGAAGUAUAAUAUUAGCCUUAUAGAUUAUCAACUUCGUUAUUUUUUAGAACACAUAAUUAAUAAAAUUUAUGUAUGUAGGUAGUAUUGGACGAAUUUCAUUUCAAAAUUCUUGUAGGGUAAAAAAGUUUAAACAUUAAUUGUAUUAACGUUUACAUAGAUACUAUUAAAAAUUCGUUUUCAUAAUUGAAAUGACUUUACCAUCUCGAGUUUAUCAUGAAUCAUUAGUAUUUUUACAUUCUUGGAAUUUGAAUUUAGGUACAUUCAAUUCAAUAGGCCAUUUCGCAGAACCAAUACGUGCCAAACUGCACAACCAAAGCAACCAAAGGCUUUGGCGUUGCCAACCGUCGAGUAAGCUUUUUCCGUCAACUUACCUUAAAAAUUCCCACUUUUAAAAAAAAAAAACUUCCCUCCUGUUUACAAAAUCUGAGAAGAUAUGUAAUCAAAUAUUUUGAUUUUUUCUUAAUAUUUUACAAUUUGGACUGGAACAAUAAUUCCCUUUUGAGUUAACUUUUUCCCUUUAUCACCUUUUCUGUUGAAAAUUCCCGCAAAAAGGGAAAUUUCUCUCCGUUUGGCAACACUGACCACCGAUUUUGUUAUUCCACAAUACAUUCAUAACCCGCCCCCCCAUCCCCAUCAUAUUCUGACCAUUUCUAUUCUUCUGAAUGGAUCAGGGAUAGGAAAAAACCGUAAAAUAUGAAAAAGGAAACAGGCAUUAUUUCAUUUGUAUCAUCUAUGGAUCUAUGCGUAUGCAGGAUGCAGGCAGUGCACACUAGGCAGUGUUAAGGAUGAAGGCGAAUGAUGUAGUACUAGGACUAAAGAACAUACAUAAUCUGUUUAUUUUGUUUGCGGUGCUUCGAAAUACAUAUAAUAUAUUUUGAUAACUCAAUAUUACUUAAAUAGGUAAGUACAUAUAAGUAUUAUAUAAAUUUUAGUUACUUAUUAUGCAUAGUUUAGUUUAGCUAAAUAUUAUAUAAUGAUUUAUAUAAAUAACUAAAAUUUAUAAAUAUGUACUUACUUUUUAAGUAAUAUUGUAGAAUGUAGGUACUAACUACAUUCUCAUUUGCAAUUAAAAUAUGUAAAUAGAUAUUUGGUAGAACCAGUAGAACCUAAGAUGAGAUUAGGUGAUGCUGAAAACAUACUUCUAAGCAAUAUAGCACUUGAUAGCACUUUCUUAGAAUAUGUAUUCUUAAAAAUAUAAUAUUCUUCCCAUACAAAGAUGUGCGGUAGUACGUUCUUAGUAUAUAAAUAGAAGGUUUAUAGCACUUCCUUGGAAUAUUCUAAAAAGUACCUUCUUGGUAUAAACUAAAAAGAUGUGCGGUAGUAUGUUCUAAGUAUACACAUAGAAGGUUUAUAGCACGUCCUUGGAAUGUUCUAAAAAGAACAUUCUUGGUAUAUACUGAAAAGAAGUGCGGUAGUACAUUCUAAGUAUAUACAUAGAACGUUUAAGUACUGUAAUGUAGUAUAUACUCAGUAUCUGCUCUGCACAUUCGCAAUGGUAAUUACGCACAUUCUCAGUAUAUACUUUUUUUGAAAAGUAUGUUCUAUGAAUCUACUAAGAACAUGAAAUUGUUAUGUGGGCUAUACUGUGUUUCAAAAAUUAGAAUACAGUAGAGCGUCAAUUAUCCGAACUAAUUGGGGGACAGAGGUGUUCGGAAAAUUGAUUUUUUCGGAUAAUCGAACUGUAUUGAUAUAGCAAUAUUAUUUAUCCAUAUUCGAAUGAAAGCCUUAUUUACAUAUCUUUAGUGACAAAUAGGAUAGAAAUUAAACAAAAAAGUGCUGUAUUUGCAACAAAAUGAAGAUUUCUAAGCAUUAAAAAAUUUCAUAGAAAGGACAAUACGCUUUCGCUUAGGCAUUUUCAAUCGAGUUUUACACAAGUUGGGAGUUCGGAUAAGCGGUCGUUUGGUUGAUCGACGUUCAGAUAAUCGACAUUCUACAGUAGUAUGAUUGUAUAUUGCAAGCGGGUUUGCCAUAUUUCACCCAUUCUUUGAAUUAUCAUAAAUAAAUUCUCCUUUUGUAUUCUACAGCAGUUAACAGCGACAAUCCUCUACAAAUCUUCUUCUUCUAUGGCACUACAGCCCAAAUUGAGCCUUGGCCUCCUUUAUUUUUUGCCUCCACCCUUGCUUGUCUGUGGCUGCUCUUCUCCAUACACGUACUCCUAAAAGGGCUUGUGUGUCGCUGUUUACUGUGUCUUCCCAGCGCUUUCUUGGCUUUCCAACCGGUCUCUUUCCCUGCAUUCUAGCAUUCAGUGCUCUUUUUGGUAGCCUAUCCUCUCCCAUUCUUAUCACAUGUCCGGCCCAUUGCAAUCUUUGUAUUCUAAUGAAGUCUGACAGGGGUGCUUCCUUAUAAAGUUGAUAAAGUUAAUCCUCUACAAAUACCUGCCUAAUACAGUAGACUCCCUCUAUAUCGAGAACUGAAAUGGCGGACUAAUUACCCCUUUAUAAGCGGAUCUCGUUAUAUCAGAUAACAAUAAUAUUGUGCAUACCACCACCACUGAAAUGUUUUGAUGUCUCUUACGGAGUUUAUUAGGUGGCAAUGGUUGACCUCGACAAUGAAAUUUGGCCAUCAUAAAUUGUAAAUUUCCUACAAUAUUCAAUAUCGGUCGAUAGAUAAACAAGAAGAAAGAAGUUUAUUACUGGUGGUGAAAAAUAUUACAGCACUGUUCACAAUAAGCACACAGAUGUUGGCCAUUCCUGUAUAUAGGCAGUUAUGGUAUUUAUUUAUGGCCAUCACCAUGCCAAAAACAGGUAAAGAAACAUAUUCUUCGAUUUCAUUUUUUCUCGUUAUAACCAAAUAUGCCUCGUUAUAGAGGUGUUAUAGUUCAAUAGGAAUUUCAUGGGACAUCUAGUGUACCUUGUUAUAAACGAAUGCUUGUAAUACCCAUGUUCGUUAUAGAGAGAGCCUACUGUACUACCUUUCAGGGCCGCUGCCAUGAAGAGUGACAACAUUGUCAAGAAAAUUCUCAUUUAGUUUAUAUGAUCCUAUCCUUGUAAAUUGCAUCUUGCAUCACAUGUUUGAAAUACGCUGUGUGCAUUUUUGCACAUUUUGGAAAGUAAAAUAUUUGUUGUUGCAAUAAUCCAAAAUAGUUGUAUAUUCAUGGCAUAGACUGUAGUUCACAUGUUCCAUUUCUAAUUGUUUGUCAAUGUUACUAUCUCUGCAACACUAGUACUUUAUUAUCUUAUGAGGCUGUUGAUGAUAUCACCAAAAAUUUUAUUAAGUAGGUAGAUAAUAUACAGUGAUCAGUGUGCAACUGGCAAAAUAACAGAAAAGACGGAAAACGUAAUACAUUGUGUUAUAAAAAGAGAUGAAACUAGUAGAGGCAGGAAAUUAUCAAUAGAAACCUAUAAAUUUACAAUUAUAUUGAUAGUUUCCCACCUUUAGACAUAUCGGAGUCAAACUGUCACACAAGAAUUUAAAAAAAUUCUCCUGUCAGAGUGACAGUUGCCAAACUCCUCCUUUAACUAUCAAUAUAAUGUAAAUUUAUAGGUUUCUAUUGAUAAUUUCCCACCUCUACUACUUUCAUCUCCUUUUAUUUCACAGCAUAUUAUGUUUUCUUUUUGUGUUAUUUUGAUGGUUAUCAGUGCACUUAUCACUGUAUUCAAAUAAAGUAAUAUUAGGCAAUUUAGUAUUGAUUAUAAUUACUUUUUAAAGUAGCAGAUAUAACGAUUUGGUAAAUGAUUAGUUUAGGAGGCAAUAAACAUAACCUGCUGUAACAGUGUUGCCACAUUUUUUGUAUAAUGUAUAUAUGUUUAAAAUUUAAUAUUAAAUUAUAUUUUUAAUACUUUUUGUUAUGAGAAGCUACAAUUUUUGAAUUUAUAAAUUAUUCAUAAAUUAUUGUUUUUUACAUUAAUUGAGUCGUCUAGUUCCAAAACCGACCAUUUGCAAAAAGUGCAAUUUUUACAAAAUAAAGAAAACUGGUUUUUUAUUAAAGUUGGCCGCUUAACAUUUUUCAUGUAUCAGAAGGAAACUUUUAAGAAUCUUUAACUUGUAAUUUUCUUUAAAAUUUUUUGCAAAUGGCCGGUUUUGGAACUAGACGACUCAAUUAUAAUAUGUUAAACUAAACAAUAUGGUUUAGGAUUGUGGCUUAUUCUCAUUUGAUAGUAACAAAACUAGCAUUUUUUAAUAUAUUUAAAAAUCCUUAGAAAUUAUCCCCUUUUGCAAUUUUUGUAUCCAUUAUGAUACUGAACUGAUAAGUUUUUGUUUAUUUUUGAGUUUUAAUUGAUAUAUUAUGUGCUCUUGCCAGAUUUUUAAUUUUAGAAGUGAGAGUAGAAAAUAAUUGAUGAUAUGGCAACCCUGUUAAUACUUUAAGCUUACAUGGAGUGUCAUAUACAUUAUAGGUUAUGUUCAUUGCACUAAGCCUAAGCCACACUAAUCUAAUCUUUUACUAGGGGAUAGGUAUAGAUAGAGUUCAUAUAUGCCCUUGUUUUUCAAUAAAUUGAUACAGGAAUGAUAAUAUAGUUGGCAUUGAGUAAAAAAUGAAUACAUUUGCUUACAAGAGAUGCCAUUGUAAUAGAUUUAAAAUCUUACUGUGGUGUUCUCAUUAUACAGGGUGAUUUACUCAGGGUGUAUCCAGAACGUUAAAAGUACAGUACAACCUGCCAUAUCCGGACGGUUCUGCCGUCCGCAUCUACCCUAAAUCUACCGAGAAAGCCAGUCCUGCUGUUGGGCAAUGCACCCUCUCAUCCCGACCCAAAACAACUAAAAUAUGGCGAAAUAAAGUGUCUUUUUUGUCCCCAAAUGUGACAUCGCUUUGUCAGCCUAUCGAUCAAGGUAUUAUAGAAUCUAUAAAACGUGUCUAUCGACGAAAGUUAUUGACGGCGUUGAUUAUUGGAAUGUAUGAAGGAGAAGACGUUUCAGAGACUAUAAAAGAAGUCGUCUUAAUAUCGGGAUGUUUUCAUAUCCGGAUCGGUCUGUCGCCACAUUGAUAAAUAUUAAAUUUUUAAAUAAAAUACCAUGUAACUCAGUAACGAGCCGCAUUUUCUUUAAGUGAUUGGGGUUAAAUCUUGAUAUUUUGAGGUCUAGAAUCUAUAACUCAGAGAUUGGACAUUCUUAAUGAAUUACCCUGUAUACAUUUCACAGUUUUAGGUAUUCCUACUGUAAUAUAGAUUAUAUUUAAUCAUAUAUUAGUACAAUAAACAAAUGAUUAUUUAUUUAUAAUUAUUAUUUUGACUUUUCAAGCUUUUAUAAACAUUAAAAAUUUAUUUUUCCAUUAUAUUAUAAACAGUAUUCAAGUUGGGCAUCCCUGUGGCAGUGGCGGAUCUAGACAUUUGCCUUGGGGGAGGGGACUUACAAUGAAACACCAAACAAAAAAUAUAAUAUUAAAUAACUUCAUUUUCUUAACUGGCCGAUUUAUUGGGUUGAAUUUGUCUGUCUAUGGUUUAAGUUUCAUGUCAGCUAAUAUAUUUUUGUUUCAAAUUUGUUUUCUUUAACUUUGGACCUCGUUGGGAAAAGGGGUAUUACCCCCGUAGAUCCGCCGCUGCCCUGUGACAGAACUCUCACUAUUUUGUAUUAUUAAAAGAGCUAUAAAAGCACAUAUAAGUGAUGUUUUAUUUAUUAUAAUAUAUUUAAUUUAUGUGUAGUGGUACCAAAAUUAUCUCAGUUUGUUUUAGUACCUCUUUCUUUUGUGUAAAAGUUCACAAUUCAACUAUUUCACAAAUUUUACUUAAUUAGGGGAAGACUAGUUAUAUUUUCUGCACUGUAAUUCAAGCACUUUGUAUGAUUUGUAUUUAUAAUUUAGCGAUAAUAAAUUUUUUACCCAUAA